AGUUGUACAGUAUAUUGAUUAUACGGUUUAUCAUGUGUUUAUCGAAUGCUAACCACCAUACUUCCCGAAUUCAUUUUGUCAUUCCGCGAUAAGGAUAAAUGGCGGACGGAAAUGAUUUAAUUGAAUUCACUUCUGUCAAUGUUGACAGAGGCAGUGCUACUGAAUUAACACAUUUGAAACGUCGGACUGACAACUUCGAAGAGGUUAGGAAUAUUCCAAACUUGCCGCAUGAUAAGGAUUACCACAUGUUUAUAUGUUACACCCAAGACAAUGCGGAGGAUGUGAGAAUUAUUGUUAAAAAUCUGGAAAGAGAAGGGAUAAAGUGCUGCUAUCAUGAACGGGAUUUUUUACCUGGGCAACAGGUAAUCAGAAACAUACACGACUCGAUAAAUAGGAGUAUGAGCAUAUUAGUGGUACUCUCGGAGAAAUUUGUUCAAAGUGGGUACGGUAAGCACGAAAUAGAACAAGCAUUACAUGCCAGUAUCGACCAAGAGUACACCAUUAUCCCAAUUAAGAUAGAACAAUGUGAUGUUCCCAAGCUUUUAAAACAUUUCACAUACAUAGACGCUACAAGCGUUGAAGCAACUGAAAGGCAUUUGAAAAUUCUUGAUGCUUUUAUAUGGAACGUUUGGCACAGAGAUCAAAAUGUCGAAAGCAAUGGCUUUACCCUUGAAUUUCCACUGAGCAGAUGCGAGACUUGUUGUAGAUGGUUUUCAUUAUCACGGAUAAAAUUUUUGUUUGAUGAAGCGAGCCGUCGUAGAAUAAGGAAACACGACUUUGAGAUUUCAGACGAACUUUUGGAUGAAAUUCAAACGAUUGUAAGCGACUCCGUCUACAUAAAGUAUGCACACAUAGUCAACAAAUUUACCCGAUUGACAACGUUCGUCUUCCUCUUGAUGAUUCUGCUAUUCAUCGUUGUGUUGAUUACGAUAUUUCAGUAUACAUUAGAACCUACAAUGAACAAAAAGAAAGUCGCAACUGUAGGCGAAGUUUUUGGUUACGGCUUCUUGUCUCUUUUCAUUUUGUGGCUGUGUGUUAUUAUUGUACACAACUGUGGAUCGAUCGGAAACUUUAAAAGAUGGAAAGGAAUGACAAGGGGAUUAAAAGAAAGAUCAAGAGCUAAUCUAAAAUGGACGUUAUGGAAGAAAAUCAACAGCAAAUUUGCAGAGUCAAAAAGACUGGUCAUAAUUUUCAGAGAUACGACAGUGCUCAUAAUGAGAUAUGACUUCAAACCGUGCCAGGACUUAUUCAUGCAUAGAUGUAAUAUCAACGAAAGUCUUAAAAAGAAAAUGCUACCAACAGAAUCGUUGCGGGCAUAUGCGAAUCGAUUAUUUAGAAACUACAUGAAAGAGAAUAUAGAAAUGUUGUCUGUGAAAAGUGAAACAUUUGGGCGGCAUACAAUGGAAAACGGAGCAAAGUGCCUAUGUGAGCUGGUAGAACACUCGAUUUUGCUGCAGGAAAAUAUAGAUCCAUAACAUCACUUGAAAAUGACUGCAAGGUCGUAAAAAUGUGCUUUACUCUCAAGUUUACAUGUUUUGUCGUAAAUAACUAUCAUGCUGUAAUGGGAAACAGGAAUAAAUCAUGCAUAUAUUUACCAUAUAUAUCCUUAGGACGGCCAGCACAUAUUUAUGCAAUCUCGCCAGGCAUAUGUAUGUUUUUGACAACACAGAAAAUGACGUCACUCGACCUUCAGCUAUUUCCGGAAGUAAAUAAAAUGAAAGUAGAAAUGCUAAACUUGAAAACGAAAGCCACAUUUUGAUUCGUAGAUAGUCAGGGGUCACGCGCAGGGGUCACCCCGUCUAUAUGUAUGCGCGUGGACUUAUUCUUUUUUUUUUUUGCUAUUGGGGAGCCAAUUUUCAGCACUUUAUUACGAAUUGAAAUUACCUGGGCUUUAGUACAGCAUGUCAACUUUUAAUCUAUGAACUGGAUAAACACAAAUCCCACAGGGGUCCGUAAAGGACCAAGGGUACAUUGAUAAUUUUGGAACAUCAUCAAAUCGCUCAAAAUGUCAUUUUUGAUGUUGUCUGAGAGUGUCAGUAUAUGCCUCAGAUGUAAGAUAUAACCGUAUUUGAGAGCUGCAGACCUAGACAUUUCAGAAAUAUUUUCAAAAUAAGUUUCGUGUAGGCUAAUAAAUGUUGUUUCUACGGAAGCGUAAAAGGGCCAUCAGACGCUAAUACGUUUUAGUACGUUAAGGCUGCGGAAAGGAUAUAGGCUGUGUUUUCCUCUAUUCUUCGAGUGUUUUUACAGCUUAUUAUUAUAUAAAAAUACAAGAGUGGCAAACUGUCACAAUAUACGCUCGUCAUUGCAAAUUAUUUCUAACUUUUAAAAUACUACUAGUAGCUCUACUCUACUAACUAAGCAGACUAGUCGUCGGUUUUCUUAAUAUCGACUAAUUAGAGGACUCUAACACCUGAGCAGAAAAGACUACUUGGCUGGUUAUCGAACUUGACCAAGAUAAUACACCCAUAAACAUUCUGAUUAGUUUAAGAAGUGCUCAAGUUAUUAAGUGGACACAGUCAAUGUUCGAAAUUUAAGUGAUUCUAGGGACCAAACUAAAGAGAAACUGAAAGUAUCCGACCGUAGUUUUCAAACUCGUCCGACAUAUUACACCCAUAAACAUUGUGACCAAGUUUGGUGAACAUUGGAUAAGAACUUGUUGAGUUACAGAGCGGAGCUGCCGUAGGUGAUAACAUUGUAUACAUACAUUGGCCGUAAUACUGUAAACAUAUUCAAUGCUGUUCUUAAAAGUACACGAACAAGCCAUAAUGGAAAUAUUGACCUUUACCAUAUUUGCGUCUCGCGUAUCCCAAGACGUGUUUUACCCAGAGCCAUGAAACAUUAUAGCAUUGUUGUUCCAUCAUGUGAACUUGUAAACUUGAGCUUUUGUUUCGGAUUUCACUCAGCAGGACCAGACUCAUGGCCCUUGACUUAGUCAAAAGCGUGUAUAAAUGCUCUAAAAAUGUGUGUCGUAUGUAUCUCAAACUGAAGUAUUUUACCUAGAGUCAUGAAACAUUAGAGGAUCAUUAUUCAGCAUGUGGAUAAAAUAUGUGAAAAGAUCCUUUGGAAGCAUAGAACGCAACAAAUCGACAUAAUAGCAGACUCGGUUUGAUUGAGUCAGUUCAUGAGAUGUAAUGCAUGAAGUUUGCGCCGGGGGUUUUGUUUGGGAUUUUACUCCGCCAAACCAGAGUUAUGGUCAUUGUCUUGGUAAAAGAUAUGAUAGAGGGCUUAAAAGCUUGCGUCGCAUAAAUGUCAAAACUUAUUUGACCUACAGUCACGAAACCAUGUAGGAAUGAUAUGCAGUAUGUGAAGUUGUGCACCACAGGUUUGGUUUUGUAUUUCAGUCUGCAUCACCAGUGUUAUGAUCAUUGACUGAGUCAAAAAUAUGAAUUAAAUAGCUAAAAGAAUGUGUUGCAAGUUUGUUUUACCUUUCACAAUCUCUUAUUUUUGUUUCUGGAUGAUGUCUUGUAGUAUCUUUUGACAUACACAAAUGUUUAAUGACAUUAUUAACAUUUGUUUUUAUCGCUUUAGUGCGCAAUGCACCCUUACGAAAUAAUAGUAAAAAGAUGGAUUGAUAAAACAUGUAAGCAUGUUCGCACAAGGCAGACAUUUACAUUAAAGAGUCUGUAUUAGCAAUAAAAUAUGAUAAAACCAAAAUUUAUGUGUCACAUUUGUCUUCGGGGUUAUAAAACAAGGUGAUAGCAUCGAGUCCCAUAACUCUGACCUGCAUUUUGGCCAAAUUAUGCCCCCUUUUGGACUUAGAAAAGUCUGGUUAAAGUUUUGCGUGCAAGUACAUACAGCUAUUACUUAAAGGCAUAUAGAUUUGAAACUUAUUUUUUAUUUUUCUAGAUCAAUUACCAACCUCACUGGGCCAAGUUCCAUAACUCUUGACAUGUAUUUUGGGCAAAUUAUGCCCCCCUUUGGAAUUCUGGUUAAAGUUUUGCGUGCAAGUUACUAUCUGCAGAACAAAUGCAGGUAUUAAAUUGAAACUUUACAUGUGCCUGGGUUAUAAAACUAGUUGAUUGCAUCAAGUCCCAUAACUCUGACAUGCAUUUUGGUCAAAUUAUGUCCCCUUUUGAACUUAAACCUUCUGGUUAAAGUUACCAGUUACUCUCUCCAAAACUAAUGCAGACUCUAUAGAUAUUUUAACAUUUAUGUUAAUAUUUUCCUGCUUCUGGGACAAUAAUUCGAAUAGUCGAGCAUUGGCUGUCUUACGGACAGCUUUUGUUAUGCAAAUACUGAAUAGCUUAAAUCUAUUCACAUGUGUGUGUAAUCAGUAGUUGUAUAAAAAUGAUUAAAAACACAGAUUUACUGGAAAAAUAUUUAUCAAGGGCGUUUCUUCCCUACUUUUCAUAUUUUUCACAAAUGGCGGCCAUUUUGAAUGAUUUUGGCCAUUUCGAUUUUUUCACUGCCUUUCACUUUUGAAUUUAAGAUACCAUAUUCUCACUUUCUUCUAAGUUUUAUGCUUUUUCCACAAAUAGCACGAUUUUUAUCCAUAUGCAUGCACUAUAUUGACAGACUUAAUUAACAUAGAAAGAUAUUUUAGAGGUGGUCAAUCACAUUAAAGCAACAUUUAAUGACAUUUAGUACAUUCUGUUGAGAGAUUUCUUAUAUGAACAGAAAGACCCAUUACAAUUAGAUUCCUAACAGAAAUUUAAGUUUUAUUUUCUUUUAUGAAAUUUUGUAAUUAUUUCCCCUUAAAUUAAUAUGAAAGUAAUCAAGAAGUGGGCUUUUUUUUCAAUUUCAGUAUAAUUUCUAGUUUGAUAUUAGCAUUUCAACAUUUAGAACCAAAAGGCAAUGUUUGUACUAGUGUGGAAGUUCUGAAUUCAGUU
Molecule: messenger RNA, 4829 nt
Organism: Mercenaria mercenaria
Lineage: Eukaryota; Metazoa; Mollusca; Bivalvia; Venerida; Veneridae
Exons: 8
Coding region: 99-1475 (458 amino acids)
Biological process (GO): signal transduction
Source: RefSeq, a predicted model, not a curated record